Coprinopsis cinerea okayama7#130 is the source of this 1509-nucleotide messenger RNA. Its product is annotated as GTPase. Bases 1 to 1509 code for a protein of 502 amino acids. Gene Ontology annotation, molecular function: GTP binding. NCBI's taxonomy places the organism in Eukaryota, Fungi, Basidiomycota, Agaricomycetes, Agaricales, Psathyrellaceae. The transcript has 10 exons. Gene Ontology annotation, cellular component: nucleolus. The record is from RefSeq and is a predicted model, not a curated record.
AUGGGUAGAACAAAAAACCGCAAGGGAAACGUCCCAGUCAAAUCCAUGAAGGUUAAGAACCAGCAGAAGAAGCCCGAUGUCCCCUUGGAACGACGUUUCGAUUCGGAUGCCCACAUGGCCUCAGAGCCAACAUUGUCAACACUUGCGCAACUUGCAGCCGAAGCCUCAUCCAACGUUCAGGAAGAACCGUCGUCGUCCACGUCAACUAGGGAGAAAACCAAGGAACAGCUACGCCGCUACUAUGUCAAAUCUCUACAUAAAGUGAUCGACGAAAGCGACAUCAUUCUCCUUGUUCUUGACGCGAGAGAUCCUGAGGGAUGUAGGAGUCGUUUGGUGGAGGAAGAAGUGCGGAGGCGAGAGUCGGAAGGAAAGAAGCUGGUGUUUGUGCUGAACAAGAUUGCCUACAAACCCAAAACGCGCAGUGUGACAGUUGGAGUGGUUGGAUAUCCCAACGUUGGAAAGAGUAGCUUGAUCAACAGCUUGAAGCGUAGCAAGCCAGGCCAUACCAAGGAUCUUCAAUCUAUCCAACUCGAACGCGGUCUCCGCGUCAUCGACUCUCCUGGCGUCGUGUUCGAUGACGAUGCAUUCGACGAUGGAAAGGGUACGAAGAAGGGUAGCAUCUUGCUUCGCAAUGUGGUCAAGGUUGAAGACGUCGAGGAUCCGAUCGCAGUUGUGGAAGAGAUCCUCUUGAGAACGCCGCGCGAAACUAUCCAGAAAAUCUACAACCUCCCUGAAUUCGGAACACCCUUGGAAUUCCUGACAAUGCUCGCCUUGAGUUCGGGUCGCCUCCACAAGGGAGGCACACCGGAUCUUAACUCGGCGGCAAGACAAGUCCUUACAGAUUGGAACCAGCAGAAGAUACCCUACUUCUCUCAACCCCCCGAGAUCCACCCGUCUCUGAUUCCUUCAACGGUUCAUGGUGCCAGCACUGCAGAGGGCCCUGUAAUCGCUCCUGGUGCUGAACAAGUCGGACAAGCACAGAUCCUAGAAACUUUCUCGAAACCAUUCGAAUUGGACGGCUUGUUCACUGCUGCCGAUGCCGGAGCAUUCAAUCCAGGCUCCACCAACGACGUGCAGAUGGAUGCAGACAUGGAUCCAGGCGAGGGAGAGGUCUUUGUCGAUGCACCGGAGGAAAUGGAUCAGGACGGAACUGGAAUGGACGCUGAAGAACUCCCGCCCUUCAAAGGACCAAGAAAGCGCACGAGAUCGCCUUCACCUCCACCGGCCAAUGCGGCCGUCACGAUGUUCGAUGACGACUCCAGGCCCAGCUAUCACUAUCGCCAACCGAAACGUGUGCGAAGGAACAAGGAUAUCCCCGAGUAUCACGCUAAACCGGACGAUCAUGUCCUGCAAAGAAUGGGCAAGAGCAAUCCGCUGAACCGGAAAGCUUUGAAGCUGGAGAAGAAGAAAGCAAGGAAGCAGAUGAAGCUGCAGGCGCAGGCGGAGGCCGGCGAGUCGGGAGGGAUGCAGGUCGAUAAUGAGGACCUGUCCUUCACCUUCAUGGCAUAG